This is a messenger RNA of Lepisosteus oculatus (spotted gar), 1610 nucleotides long. RefSeq names its product heterogeneous nuclear ribonucleoprotein H3 (2H9) (gene hnrnph3). NCBI's taxonomy places the organism in Eukaryota, Metazoa, Chordata, Actinopteri, Semionotiformes, Lepisosteidae. Gene Ontology annotation, molecular function: RNA binding. Gene Ontology annotation, cellular component: ribonucleoprotein complex. The record is from RefSeq and is a predicted model, not a curated record.
AUUUUGUAAAGCAGAAUCAUUGACGCCUAGUAUCAUAUUCUUAGUGUACGUCGGGAGUCCAACCUUGCAGGGGCAGCUGGUUUUGAAGAGCUGGGGGAAAUGUCGCUGAAUGAGGAGGGGUUUGUAGUCCGAAUUCGGGGUCUGCCUUGGUCCUGCACGCAGGAAGAAGUAGCAGGUUUCUUCUCAGAUUGCAACAUAGUAGGUGGAGUGAAUGGUGUGUGCUUCACCUACUCAAAAGAGGGAAGGCCCAGUGGAGAAGCUUUUGUUGAGCUGAAAACAGCAGAGGAUUUCAAAAAUGCAAUCGCAAAGGAUCGUAAAUACAUGGGCCAUAGAUAUAUUGAAGUGUUUAAGUCGAACAGGAGUGAGAUGGACUGGGUCCUGAAGAGGUGUGGUCCCACUGACUAUGACAACUGCAGUGGGUGCAUGGUGCGGCUGCGAGGACUGCCCUUCGGCUGCAGUAAGGAGGAGAUAGUUCAGUUCUUUGCAGGGUUGAAAAUCGUGCCAAAUGGGAUAACAUUGCCGAUGGACUACCAGGGAAGGAGCACAGGGGAAGCCUUCGUGCAGUUUGCUUCAAAGGAGAUAGCAGAAAAGGCACUGGGGAAACACAAGGAAAGAAUAGGGCACAGGUACAUUGAGAUCUUCAAGAGCAGCAGGAAUGAAAUCCGGGCGUACUAUGAGCUUCCGCGGAGGAUGCUGGCUCAGAGGCCGGGACCCUAUGACAGGCCCAUGAUGGGUCGAGGAGGAUUUUUUGGGCCAGGGCCGGGCAGAGGUGGCAGUGGGGUUUUGGACCAGAUGCGCAGUGGAGGAGGAGGAUACAGUGGUGGUUAUGGUGGAUUUGACAACUACAAUGGCUUUAAUAAUUAUUGUUUUGGAAACGGUAUGUUUGAAGACAGAAUAAGAGGAGACAGAGGAAGAGGAAUGGGAGGUCAUGGGUACAGCGGGGCAGGAGACGCCAGCUCCGGGUUCCACAGUGGGCACUUUGUGCACAUGAGGGGGCUUCCCUUCCGGGCCACAGAGGCGGAUAUAGCCAAUUUCUUUUCUCCAUUAAACCCUGUGAGAGUUCACAUCGAUGUGGGACCCAAUGGAAAAUCUACUGGCGAGGCCGAUGUGGAGUUUGGAUCGCAUGAAGAUGCGGUAGCAGCCAUGUCCAAGGAUAAAAAUCACAUGCAACAUCGGUACAUUGAGCUGUUUUUGAACUCGACAGCCAGUGGAGGCUCUGAAAUGGGUAACAAUGGUGGCUAUGGGUCAGCGGGAAGAAUGGGGAUAUCUGGAGGAUACGAAAGUGGCUAUGCUAAUCCAGACAAUAUGGGUGGUUAUGGCCGCAGCGGAGGAUUCUAUGGCAGCUCGGGAGGCAUGGGGUCGAGAGGGGGCGGACUGCGGGGGAUGUUUUAGAAGAGGACAUCACUGUUUCUCCUCACAUGGACACAUCACUUUCAAACUCACAGUUCAAGCAUUUGAGCAGUUUUUUUGUAUUUUGAGAUGUUUUUCGUAUGUUCAUAUUUGAUGUUAGACUGUUUUAAGAUCUCAAAGACAGGACUUAAUCUUUGAGCCAUUGGAUAGCUAAACCCGCUAUUGUAAAUUUUGCUUCUUAUUAAAAUUUUAUAUUGAAA